AUGUCUUGCAUGGCUCUUAAACGUAAAACAGAUUGCGCGGUGCAAACUUUUAAGCGGCGGCGAUGUGAAGUAGGUUGUCUUACUACUCAAAUUUGUUCUUUUCGGGCGAUUGCCAAGUCUUCUAAGGCGUCCGCAGCUGUAAAAUCUGCACUUUCUAGUGAGAGUCUUAUCAAAGAACCUCAAGUGACUGCGUUUACUGGCGCUGCCGUUUCAGCAAUAUCACCCGGCAAAAUGAAGCAAACCGUAUAUGAUGAAAUUAUUCGACUUCGUAAGCGCAAAAAAUUGACUGUUUCAACGUCAAGCUUGAAAUGUAUGCUAGAUUCUGAAUCCAAUGGUUGGAAUAAGGAAUGCGAUCGCUCUCAUCGUCUUGAUGGUCACCCCGAUAGCCAUGCCGAUGGCGUAAGAAAUCCUAAUAAGCCUUUAUUCACUUUUAGAGAAGUGCAAAUGAUAUGCGCUGGCAUGUUGAAAGAUCGUGAAGAUGAAUUACGUGAAAAGUACGAUGCUGUGCUCACGACAAAACUUGCAGAACAAUAUGACACUUACGUUAAAUUUACUCACGAUCAAAUAACAAAGCUUUACAGAGCACCUGCCAGUUACGUUAAUUAA
This is a messenger RNA of Glossina fuscipes, 606 nucleotides long. RefSeq names its product akirin-like. Gene Ontology annotation, molecular function: transcription coregulator activity. Gene Ontology annotation, cellular component: chromatin; nucleus. NCBI's taxonomy places the organism in Eukaryota, Metazoa, Arthropoda, Insecta, Diptera, Glossinidae. Gene Ontology annotation, biological process: positive regulation of innate immune response; positive regulation of transcription by RNA polymerase II. The coding region runs from base 1 to 606 and encodes 201 amino acids. The transcript has a single exon. The record is from RefSeq and is a predicted model, not a curated record.